This is a messenger RNA of Candida tropicalis MYA-3404, 468 nucleotides long. RefSeq lists its product as uncharacterized. Bases 1 to 468 code for a protein of 155 amino acids. The transcript has a single exon. Lineage: Eukaryota; Fungi; Ascomycota; Pichiomycetes; Serinales; Debaryomycetaceae. The record is from RefSeq and is a predicted model, not a curated record.
AUGAAGCUAAAACUAUACGGAAAUUUAUUCGACACUUGGGUCAUCAACCAAUUCUGGAAUAUCUGGGAUAUCAGCAUCGGCUUCAGCAUCAGCACCAGUGUUGAAGUCCUUUGGAGUCUUACCGGCUUGGAUUUGUUCAGCCAAUUGUUUCAAGAUUUGAAGGUUUUCAGCACCGAGUUGAGGCAAGAUUUGUGGAAUAAGUUGAGUAAUUGGCUUUUCAACUGGGUAACCAGUGAAAGAGAAACAAUUGGAAGCUGGAGCACCUUGGACACCAACUCUGUUAAAGUGCAAAACUUUACCAUCAUCCUUGAAGAAGUUAGCUUCUUGAACACCUUCAAUCUUGGUAGCCUUCAAUUUACCCAAAGCUUCAAUCAAUUUGGUGUCAUCUUGUUCAGUCUUAAUGACCUUCUUAGCUUUAACUCUAGAACCACCAACUUUCUUAGCGCUGGAUUUUUGCAAUUUAGCUAA